This is a messenger RNA of Chrysemys picta bellii (western painted turtle), 2002 nucleotides long. Lineage: Eukaryota; Metazoa; Chordata; Testudines; Emydidae. The record is from RefSeq and is a predicted model, not a curated record.
UGCUCUGGGGUAACUGUUCCCAUAGGAUUUGAGGGAGGAUUUGUUCUGCCAUGGGUCCACCACCACAGUGCACAGCUCUCCACAGGGCCUGGGCGUCCAUGAGACUGGCCUCUGGGUACCGCAGCGAUGGGCAUGCCAGCAACGCCUGCACCUAUCACUACAUCAGACACCAUCUUUGAGCUGGGGUUUGAGAAAACUGUGAAGAAGCAGAACAAAGAGCAAGUGCCUCCAGCCCCUGCCCCUGAGCAGCAUCACAAAAAACAGAACAUGGGGAAAAAUGCUAAAAAGUCAACUGCAGUCAAUGCAGGACUCAAGCAAGGCAAAUUCCGAACGCUGGAGGAUGCCCUGAAAGCUCUUGAUUUGACAGAACUUCAGAAGGAGCUGGAUAAAAGUCAGAACGUGUUUCCUGAGAACCCGUCUGUGUGGGUUAAAGACCUGGCUGGAUAUCUAAACUACAAGCUGCAGACCCCUCGGAGUGACCCCACGCUCAGCCAGCAUACUCCUGAUUACCCCUACAGUCUCGUGAACAAGGAGCUGAGAAGCAUCAUCAAGUCCCUGCUAGUGAAAGCCUCCAGCGUGCUGGAGCUGUUCUUCGAUCACUGUAUUUAUACGAUGUUGCAAGAGCUGGACAAAACUCCUGGGGAGUCGCUGCAUGGAUACCGGAUCUGCAUACAGGCAGUGGUGUUGGACAAGCCUAAAAUGGCAACAGUGAAUCUGGGCAAGUACUUAGGGCUGUUACGGUCCCAUCAGAACAGGCCAAUGAAAUGCCUCACAAUCAUGUGGGCUCUGGGACAAGCUGGAUUCACAGACCUCACUGAAGGACUGAAAGUGUGGCUUGGCAUUAUGCUUCCAGUGCUGGGGAUCAAGUCCCUCUCCCCGUAUGCGAUUGCCUACUUGGACCGGCUGCUGAUGACGCACGCUAACCUGACCAAAGGCUUUGGCAUGAUUGGACCAAAGGACUUUUUCCCACUCUUGGACUUUGCCUUUAUGCCCAACAACUCCUUAUCACCCAGCCUGCAGGAGCAGUUACGCCAGUUGUACCCCCGGCUGAAAGUGCUGGCGUUUGGCGCUAAACCGGAGACCACACUGCACACCUACUUCCCCUCCUUCCUGUCCAGAGCCACUCCAAACUGUCCUGCUGACAUGAGAAAUGAGCUCCUGAUCUGCCUGAGCGAGUGCCUGAGCAUGGACGCCCUGAGCUUCAGCGUCUGGCGGCAGCUGUACACUAAGCACCUCUCCCAGUCCAGCUUGCUCCUCAACCAUCUGUUGGAGUCUUGGGACAGCACCACCAGAAAAGAAACUGUUCGUUCGUUCAAAGUGACUAACGAAGAACUUGCUGUGAAAGGACCAAACAGCCUCCAGGAUCUGGCAGCCUGCCAUGCCACCUGCAAGAACCUGCUGCAUAAGAUGAAAGGCCGUGGCUUCCCCUGGGUUCGACUGCUGCUUGUGAUUCUGGUGUUUGCUGCCGGCUUCCUGGUGCAUGAUAUCAGGACACAGGGGUCUUUUCAAGCUUCUUCUGCUCACAUCCUUCGCUCCUCGGGCAUCCUGUCGGUCUCCCAACAAGCCUGGAAUAAAGUGUCCCGUUACUCCCUGGAAGGAUACAGCUGGUUGGAGAGGAACGUCCCUGUUUACUAUUCCCAAGUGCUGACGGUGUUGGGACCAAACCUGAAACUGGUUUGGACAAAGACCAAUGAGACUGCAGUUUACGUCUCUGGGAAAUGUUCCUCUCAGAUCUCUUGGGUCAAGGACAACCUGCCCUGGUUCACUGAGUGGUUGGGAGCUGUGUGUGGACGCUUGCAAGGCUUUGUGCUGGAGCUCAUCCCACAGGAUCUGAGCUGUUUAUUUUCGUACUGCCCUCGUGGAGAAGUGUCAUGGGACUGCAUGAGAAAACAUCUGACAAGCUUUACCUAUUCCUCCUGGAUGUACCUGCAAAACACAACGCUGGCCAUCAAGAACUGGGCCUUGGCCAUGAUUUCUGGACACUAGCGUCUGGCUCUCUGGA